UAUCUAGGCCCCUCUCUACCUCACAAGAAGCCAAACACAAGGAUUCAAUUCCAAGUACCAUCCAUACCAACACAUCUCCCAUUUUCCACUUCUCUCUCUUUCUCUAGUCUUUUUGCAUAAACUCUUCACUCUUAUCCUAAAACGCACAAUCACCACCAAACUAAACCCUCCCCUCAACUAUAAGUACCCACCACAAUUAUUUCACUUUCCAAACACACACUUCCCCUCUUUCUCUCCCAAACACAACCAUCACCAUCACAUGACUCGCGCCCUCAGACUCCUCCAAUCCGCCGCCGCGACACCGCCGGACUCCGCCGUCGCCGCCGAGUCCGACUUCGUCGUCAUCCUCGCCGCCCUCCUCUGCGCCCUCGUCUGCGUCGUCGGCCUCAUCGCCAUCGCGCGCUGCGCCUGGCUCCGCCGGGGACCCGCUGCCCGCGCCGGCGCCGCUUCCACGGCGACGGCGCAGGCCAACAAGGGCCUCAAAAAGAAGGUAGUGAACUCGCUGCCGAAAUUCACCUACGGCGGCGACGGCGCCGGCGAUCGGUGCAAGUGGUCGGAGUGUGCGAUUUGCCUGACGGAGUUCGCCGGCGGCGACGAGGUGCGCGUGCUGCCGCAGUGCGGGCACGCGUUCCACGUGGCGUGCGUGGACACGUGGCUGGCGUCGCACUCCUCGUGCCCGUCGUGCCGCGCGCCCUUCGCCGUCGCAAGAUGCCAGAAGUGCGGCCACUUCCCGGCGGUUGCCGCUGCGGAACUGGAGUCGAAG
This is a messenger RNA of Cajanus cajan (pigeon pea), 763 nucleotides long. Its product is annotated as RING-H2 finger protein ATL8. The record is from RefSeq and is a predicted model, not a curated record. NCBI's taxonomy places the organism in Eukaryota, Viridiplantae, Streptophyta, Magnoliopsida, Fabales, Fabaceae.